UUAAAUAUUACACAUCUUCUGCUUAAUUUAUGCAAGCAAAGCAUACAAAAGCAGAUCCUCACCAAAGCAAGCAACUCAAAAAAGCCAUCAAACAAAGCAUUACCUAAAAGUGUCUUCCAAAAGCACUACUCUCUCAUCUUUCUCUCUAUCUCAAAAGGAAAACCAUAACCCUCAAAUAAUGGAAGAAGAGGAAAACACGCCACCUUUUUGGCUACAAACCAAAGACAGCCACCGCGGCCUCCGCCGUCUCCGCAGCCAAGCCACCUAUAUCUUUCUAAAUUCUGGUGUACUUCUUGUUGUUUUACUUGUCAUAGCUUUUGUUUUUGUUUUUAUUAUCGUCCCUUCUGUUGUUUCUUUCACUUCCCAGAUUUUUAAGCCACAGUCAAUUAAGAAAAGUUGGGAUUCACUUAAUCUUGUUUUAGUCCUGUUUGCUAUUUUGUGUGCAUUUCUUAGUAGAAACAGCAACAAUGGUAGCAAUAAUGAAAGUCCAAGUUAUCGAAGCCUAUCAAAUGUACAGCAGCAGCAGCAGCAAAGAUCGUAUCCGUCAACUCCUGUACAUAGAUGGUAUGAUCAUGAUCAGUAUCAAGAUCGGACGGCCUAUAAUAAUUUGAGCCGAUUGAGAAGUUUUAGUUCAUACCCAGAUCUCCGGCAAGAAUCCUUAUGGACUACCGCCGAUGAAAGGUGGCGUUUUUACGAUGAUACCCACCUUAAGAACAGUUACAGAUUUUCAUCAGAUGCUCAACUACAAGAAGAGGAUCGCCCACAGCAACAGCAAGAAAAACAAGAAACUGAAAAAGAGGAAAAAGAAGAUGUGGGUAUCGUGAAGGAAGUUGUUUAUAUGCCAUCGUCACCACCUCCAUCUCCCCCUCCUCCUCCACGACCAUCGCCGCCGGCUCCACCACUGUCGCCUCAGCUUCAACCACCUAAGUCUGUAAGGAGAAGAAAGGUGAAGAGAACAUAUCAAGAUCUUGAACAUGAAAAGAGAAAAGAAGAAGAGAGAGAUUUGGAAGAGAAGAAAUUUCAUGCGCCACCCCCUUCUCCUCCGCCGGCUCCGCCUCCACCGCCACCAAAUUUCAGCAAGAAUGAGAAAAAGAGAGGUAAAGAUUUCUUGACUUCAUUAAGAAGAAAGAAAUUAAGGAAGCAGAGGCAAAAAAGUGUUGAAAAUCUUGGGAGCUUAUUUGACUCUCAACCUUCAACUCCAUCUUUCAUACCACCACCUCCACCGCCACCGCCACCACAUUUCUUCCAAAAUCUUUUCUCUUCCAAGAAAGGCAAAUCCAAGAAAACACAUUCAGCUCCACCACCACCACCUCCACCACCACCUCCUCCAGUUACUUAUUCAUCUUCUCGCGCUACCAAAGUUUCAAAAGCCAUAUCUCAGAAUGCGGCAUCAUCAGUGGAAUCUCUGGCAUCAAGAACCACCGCUCAAGUAGGGGCAGUCACGGCCCAUCAACCACCCAGAACAGUUAAGACGACAUAUAAUUUCAAGAGAGUAGAAGAAAAUGUGGAAAAUGGCAAUGCAUCACCUUUGAUUCCAAUACCACCUCCUCCACCGCCGCCGCCUUUUAAAAUGCGGUCAUGGAAGUUUGUGAGGGAUGGUGACUAUGUUAGAGUGGCAAGUUUUAAUAGUUCGCGUAGUGGGUCACCGGAAUUGGAUAGUGAAGACCCAUCAGAAAAUGAAUCAAGUCCAAUGCCAAGACAGGACGGUGAUUCAGCAGUGCCAUUGUUUUGGCCUAGUCCUGAUGUGAACACAAAAGCUGAAAACUUCAUUGCCAGAUUCAGAGCUGGAUUGAAGCUGGAGAAGAAUAAUUCUGUGAAGGGAAGGUCAAAUCUUGGCCCAAGUCCUGAUACUGUUGAAAGAGAAGACCCAAGAUAGAUUUUUUCUUUUUUAAUUUUAAUUUUUAAUUUUUUGGUUUUUGAGUGAGGAUUUGUUGAUUUGUUUGAGUUGAUAUGAUACAAUACAUUAUGAAGUUCAAUUAUAGAUAUAUAGGAAAUGAUACAGAGAGCUUUUACAGAAAAUUUAAACAAGUUUCUUUCUUUUGAUAAUAGCUUUUGUUUUUAGGUAAUAAUCUCUGUUGAUGUAGUUAUUAACUUAUUAUAGUGCAUUUAUUUUUAUUC
This is a messenger RNA of Jatropha curcas, 2118 nucleotides long. RefSeq names its product hydroxyproline-rich glycoprotein family protein. NCBI's taxonomy places the organism in Eukaryota, Viridiplantae, Streptophyta, Magnoliopsida, Malpighiales, Euphorbiaceae. The record is from RefSeq and is a predicted model, not a curated record.